UUUCGCUGAUAUAACUGAUUGAGCUUGGAUCAUGUCGGGAAUUGUGCUGUACGGAUUGGACAUUAGUCCGCCAGUGAGAUCCUGCCAGCUGACUCUGCGAGCCCUGGAAUUGGAGUACGAGUUCAAGGAAGUGGAUCUCCUGGCCGGAGAGCACCGCAAGGAGGAGUUCCUCAAGAAGAAUCCGCAGCACACUGUUCCGCUGCUGGAUGAUAAUGGAGUUCUUGUGUGGGACUCACAUGCCAUCGUGUGCUACCUGGUGGGAAAGUAUGCCAAAACGGACGAGCUGUAUCCCAAGGAUUUGGUGAAGCGUGCCCAGGUGGAUCAGCGCCUGUACUUCGAUGCCAGUGCCCUGUUCAUGGCGUUGCGUAACAUUUGUGCUCCGUAUUUCCUCAAAAAUGUCACGGAGAUUUCGCAGGAGAAGGCGGACAAUGUGCGAGAUGGUUAUGGCCAUUUGGAGGCCUUUCUGGGGGAGAAUCCCUACGUUACCGGCGAUAACCUGACCGUGGCUGACUUCUGCUGUGCCGCCACAGCCUCCUCCCUGCCGGCCUUUAUCCCCCUGGAGGCGGAGAAGUAUCCGAAGGUAACCGCCUGGUUGGAGCGCCUCCAGGAACUGCCCUACUACGAGGAGGCCAAUGGGGUGGGGGCCAGGAAGUACGUGGACUUGCUGAAGGACCAGCUGACCCUUCUGUAAGCUUGCGUUCCCACAAUUACCGAGUGUGUUGCUGCAUUAAUAUUUAAUUCAAAGCUAAUUACAAAAAAAUUAAUGAAAAACAUUUGUCAACGUCGACACUCGACGAAAAAGGGGGUAUCAAAAUACACUAAACCCAAGAAAUAAACACACCAAAUUUGAAAUUUAUACUUUUUUAAUAAAAUAAAAGUUUAUGCAUA
Drosophila rhopaloa is the source of this 888-nucleotide messenger RNA. Its product is annotated as glutathione S-transferase 1-like. NCBI's taxonomy places the organism in Eukaryota, Metazoa, Arthropoda, Insecta, Diptera, Drosophilidae. Gene Ontology annotation, biological process: glutathione metabolic process. The coding region runs from base 32 to 691 and encodes 219 amino acids. The transcript has a single exon. Gene Ontology annotation, molecular function: glutathione transferase activity. The record is from RefSeq and is a predicted model, not a curated record.